Cicer arietinum (chickpea) is the source of this 1423-nucleotide messenger RNA. Its product is annotated as probable carboxylesterase 2. The record is from RefSeq and is a predicted model, not a curated record. Gene Ontology annotation, molecular function: hydrolase activity. NCBI's taxonomy places the organism in Eukaryota, Viridiplantae, Streptophyta, Magnoliopsida, Fabales, Fabaceae.
AAUCUCUAUGUGGCAACAACUAAAAUUAUACCGUAAUGAAUCAAAUUACCCAUUCAUAGCAAAUCAUAUAAUACCCAUCUUCCCUCUCAAAAAACUCACAAAACCAUUACAAAUAAAUUUCAGUACACAAUCCACAGGAUUGAAACUCAAGGACCACCCUCAAAUAUGACAUUUGAUUGGAGAGAAUAUUGUUAGCUUUUGAAAAACCGAAUUGACCUCCGAACCAGUUAAACCGUUAUCUCCACUUUCCCUUUCCCUCUCUCUCUCUACAAAACACAAUAAAUCCUCUUGCAUCACUUCACUUUUUCAUUCAAGUUAAAAUCUACACGCUACACUAUGGAUCCCAAUUCCAACGAAAUCGUUCGCGAAUUCCCUUACCUCUUCCGUCUCUACAAAGACGGUCGCGUCGAACGCCUCCUCGGCACCGAAACCACUCCACCCGGCACCGACUCAUUAACCGGCGUUCAAUCCAAAGACAUAACAAUCAACUCUGACACCGGCAUCGGAGCUCGUCUCUACCUUCCCCCGAACGCCACCGCCUCUCGAAAACUCCCUAUCCUCAUUUACAUCCACGGCGGUGCUUUCUGCAUCUGCUCUCCCUUCAACACUGGUUACCACCAUCACCUUAACACCGUUGCCGCACAAGCAAACGUCAUCGUUUUCUCCGUUCAUUACAGGUUAGCACCUGAACACCCCCUCCCUAUCGCUUACGAUGACACAUGGGAAGCCAUUCAAUGGAUCUCAAAAGGUUCUGAGUUGUGGCUCAAAGACCACGCCGAUCUCAAUAUUGUUUUCAUUGCCGGAGACAGCGCCGGAGGUAACCUCGCCCAUAACAUGGCGAUGCGAGGUUCAACGGAGGGGUUUGGAUCGUUGAAGGUUCAAGGGAUAGUGUUGCUUCAUCCUUACUUUGGAAACAAUAAGAAAGACGAGCUUUUGGAGUUUUUGUAUCCGAGUUAUGGUGGACUUAAUGACCCCAAAAUACACCCGGUGAAUGAUCCAAAUCUUUCGAGUUUGAGUUGUGGGAAGAUGUUGGUGUUUGUGGCGGAGAAUGAUUUUCUAAGGGAGAGAGGAAGGAGUUAUUAUGAGGCGUUAAAGAAGAGCGGGUGGAAUGGAGUGUUGGAGAUGGUGGAGACUGAAGAUGAAGGACACGUGUUUCAUUUGUUUAAUCCUUCUAAGGAUAAAUCGGUGGCUCUUGUUAAACAGUUUGUGUCAUUCAUGACACAAAUUGAGAAACACAUUCGUUCUUCAUCUUUAUAAAUAUUUUUAGUAAGAGAAUAAAGUGUCAUCUCUUUAAUUAAACAUAUGGAUGUAAAGUCAUCUCUCAAAAUAUGAUAAAUUAGCUUCUCAAUUGUUUAGUGUUACUUUGCAACUGGUUUAGUAAAGAAUGAUUAAACUGUUAUUUUAAAACUAGAAUUUAUUUUUA